Messenger RNA from Medioppia subpectinata, 1545 nucleotides. NCBI's taxonomy places the organism in Eukaryota, Metazoa, Arthropoda, Arachnida, Sarcoptiformes, Oppiidae. The record is from the annotation of a GenBank genome assembly.
AUGGGUAAUUUUGGGCAGUCAACGGCUGACUGUUGUUUCGCCCAACUUAACUGCCCUGACCAGGGUCGUACAUGCAAAGAUUGCACCAAGGCCGACAUUUAUUGCGGCGUGGGCAAAUGCAACGUAGUGGGCUGCAAUUGCGAUGGUGGGUGCCGGUCAGGUAAUCCGAGCCUGUGGUGUUGGAAUAUAGCUUCCCAUUGCAAAACUAUUAUGGCCACAACCAAUGAUCUGGCUAUAAAUAAUGCCACUCAUGUGUUGACCCGUUUGGACACAGACCGGGACGGGAGGGCCAGUUAUGUAGAGGUCCUUAGCUUUGCUCAGACCGAGGGUUUGGCCGCCGAUAAGGAUAUGAAGUCAGGCAAUCACAAUCUGUGGUGUUGGAAUAUUGCUUCCCAUUGCAAAACUAUUAUGGCCACAACCAAUGACCUGGUAAUCAAUAAUGCCACGCAUGUGUUCGCCCGUUUGGACACAGACCGGGACGGGAGGGCCAGUUAUGUGGAGGUCCUUAGCUUUGCUCAGACCGAGGUCCUGUAUAUCGCUGUUUCUAAUGGACUGCCAUUUGCCGAUCAAUUGGCCGCCAAUAGUGUGGACAAUAGCCAUAAAUGGGUCGUAUUGUGCGCCGGGAGUAACGGGUGGAUCAAUUAUGCAGACCAGGCAUUAGUAUACAGGGCUUACCAUCAGUUCCGCUCGUAUGGCAUACCGGAGAGCAAUAUAAUUGUCAUGCAUUACGACGAUAUCGCACACAAUAGUAAAAACCCUAACCCAGGGGUUGUGGUUACCGAGAAAGGUGGUGAAAAUUGGUACCAUGAUAUUCCCAAAGAUUAUGUCGGCACCGAUGUUAAUCCCACCAACUUUUUAAAAGUAAUUAGCGGUGACCAAGAAUUGCAUGCAAAUGGUAGGAAAGUGGUGAAUAGUGGGCCAACCGAUCAUGUGUUUCUGUAUUUUGGCGAUCAUGGUGGACCGGGAUUAAUUGGAUUUAAUAAUGGCAGUGUUUUAUAUGCUGAUGAUUUAAUGAACAGAAUAAUAAACAUGCACAAACAGAAGAAAUAUGCCAAGCUCGGUUUCUACAUUGAUACAUGCGAGUCUGGCUCAAUGUUUAACAAAGUGUUACCAAGCAACAUUAACGCUUACGCGGUCAGUUCAUCUCUACCCAAUGAAGAUAGUCAUUUUAUGAAUUAUGAUGAUGAAUUGAAUAUAUUUUAUAGCUCAUAUUUUGCCGACUAUUGGCUAACUAAUGAUGAGAUAACAGAUAUUGAAAAGGAAACACUUGAUCAACAAUAUGAGUAUAUUGUAGAAAAGACAAAGAGUGUUCAACACGCACAACAUUAUGGUGAUCUAAGCAUGGGCAAAUUGCACGUUGCUGAAUUUUUAAAUCAUAAACCAAAAGGUGUUUUGAAUACUCGAGUUAAUACCCAUGUGCAAAAUAAUGAAACAGUCAGCAAAUGGGAUGUCGCUCUAUUUUUAGUACAAAAGCGAAUUAACAAAUCUGUGGCUAAUAGUGAAAAAUUAAGAUAUGUGGAGGACUUGAAAAAUCUAUUGAAUGGC